Protobothrops mucrosquamatus (brown spotted pit viper) is the source of this 819-nucleotide messenger RNA. Its product is annotated as noggin-like. The transcript has a single exon. Gene Ontology annotation, biological process: osteoblast differentiation; dorsal/ventral pattern formation; negative regulation of cell differentiation. Bases 1 to 819 code for a protein of 272 amino acids. NCBI's taxonomy places the organism in Eukaryota, Metazoa, Chordata, Lepidosauria, Squamata, Viperidae. The record is from RefSeq and is a predicted model, not a curated record.
AUGGAUGUUAAAGCAUGGUUGGCCUGUAUGCUGCUUCUGGAGCAAUGGAGCCAGGAGUUCCACUACAUUGGAGCAAUUUUUGUCUCUCAAAAAGGAGGCUUUUCCUUAAGUGGGGUUCCCCGACCAUCGAAUAACAUCAGGGCAUUGGAGCAGCCCAAUCCUGACAUACAUCUUACUUGGAGUAAGCUGCAGACUCAAGCAAGGCCUUACAGCCUCUCCCUCUCUCCUGAGGACUACCACUACUCUGUGCCCAAGCCAAAGCACUUGCGUACUUCCAAGCUGAUGAAACUUCUGGGAUCUUCCUAUGAACCUUUCUGGAUGUCUCCUGAGGACCCCCGAGGUUGGAACCCAAGCACUAAAGAACUGAGCACACAGAACCGAGAGCUGACUAAACAUACAGCCCGAUUUAAGAAGAAACUCCUGCAGGAGACAAGCAGAUUAGAGCUUCCCAAGUUGCUGCCAUUGCUGCCUUUUGAGGAUGGGAUCGCUCGUAAUUUGAGCCAGUCCUUCAUUUAUCAUCUACGUCGAUGGCUAGUGGAUAGUGCAACCUGUUCUUUAACUUCUUCCUGGGUAGACAUGGGAUCCGUCUUCUGGCCACGCUGGAUACGCCAUACAUACUGUGACCUGAUGCAAGCUGGAUGUGCUUGGCCUCCAGGCAUGACUUGCCAGCCAGCCCAAAUUACCAACAUCAAACUCCUGGCAUGGCAUUGUUGGAUAAAUGGAACCCAGUCUCUGAAUUCUAGAAAAUCUCGUAAGGAAUGUGUUUGGAGACAAAUUCCUUAUCCUGUUGUAACUGCAUGUAAAUGUGCCUGCUCGUGA